This is a messenger RNA of Giardia duodenalis, 297 nucleotides long. RefSeq lists its product as uncharacterized. The transcript has a single exon. NCBI's taxonomy places the organism in Eukaryota, Fornicata, Diplomonadida, Hexamitidae. Bases 1 to 297 code for a protein of 98 amino acids. The record is from RefSeq and is a predicted model, not a curated record.
AUGACCAGCAUGAAUGCGCCCGAUGAUCGUAAGCAGGAGCUUUCAGGAGAGCUCAAGAAUCUUCAGCCUAUUCUAGAGAUGAUGCGCCUAGAGCAGAUAAUCGACUCUUGCAGUUCAUCUCCAAGGUCCUCAGUAUUUAAAAUGGGCCGCCAGCCAAAGCGCCAGAGAGAUAUAUUAGCAGAGGAGGACAUCUUCAUGACCUCUACUGAGUGCUCGCUCAAUAAUUCGCGGGCCGAGUCUCCGAAGGAGGCCAGCGAUGAAGAUCUAAUAGGAAUCACAUUCAAGAAGAAUUUCUAG